This is a messenger RNA of Trypanosoma cruzi, 3490 nucleotides long. RefSeq lists its product as uncharacterized. The annotation marks the transcript as partial. Gene Ontology annotation, biological process: negative regulation of cell population proliferation. NCBI's taxonomy places the organism in Eukaryota, Euglenozoa, Kinetoplastea, Trypanosomatida, Trypanosomatidae. The record is from RefSeq and is a predicted model, not a curated record. The transcript has a single exon.
AUGGAUGCCGCUGAUCGCCUGAAGGAGUCGUUGCUGGACGCUGCGUGGGUGGGGCAGGCUUUGGAGCUUUUUGCGGAUGAACUUCGUGAUCUUGAGCUUCUAGAGGAGGAAGAGGAGAAGAGAUUUCAGACGGAGCUGCAGCGGAUGCGUGAGGUGUCGGCCGAGAGUACAUUGGCCCCUUCCGCGAGCGCGGAGCCGAAGGUGAUGAAUAACGAAAGGAAGGAUACAGCGCGGCCCAGAAAGUACGGUUCUUCCCAACCCAAGCGGGGUGCGGCGGAGCGGACGGCUGGGACGGCUGGAGGGACUGCAAAAAGCAUCAGCGGCUUUUCCCAAUUAAUCAAGGAGAAGGAGGCUGCCAUGAAAUUGGCAAGAGAGCGGGAAUUUUGGUAUCGCAGCUUACAUGACAUGAAACAGCAGAUGCAACAUGCGCGCGAGGAGGCGGACCGACGGCGGGCUUUCGCACGCCGACAACUACGUUUUUUUACUGCCCGAAGUAUUGACGAGUACAUGAUGGAGGAAAUCUUGCAGGGGGUACCGGGGAUGGCUUCUAGAGGGAAAUCAACUUUGGCGGAUGCUAACAGUGAUGAAUUUCACAGCAAAGACGCGGUCUCUGAAGAGGGAUCUGUGACUGUUGUUUCCACUGGAACUCCUACAACGGAUGCGCCAGUCCUGCUGGCACGUUCUGGAUGCCCAGAUACCCUUGACACCGAGUGUGAGUUCACCAUCGACGCCGUUGGCUUCGCGAGAGAUCUUAAUGCCUCACUGGAGAAGGAGUACGGCUUCCGUCCCGUCUUGUCCACGGCCGAGGAUAAGGCAGAUAAUACCACCACCACCACUGCUGCCACCACCACUACGACUGCCACAACCACCGCCACUAUGACAAUCUGUCAACUGAAGAGCAAACUCCUCACACACGCACCCGGGGAUUUGAUGAGUGUUGGGGACUCAUGGAGUCUCACGCUACCGCCCGUAGUGUCGACCCACGAGGGAGCAGCUGUGCCUCGUUCUCGUUCUCGUUCUGUACAUACCACACAUGAGAGAAAAGUUAGCGUGCCACUUCCCGCCAUUAUUCAUCAAGGUGAUGGCGGAGUUGCGGACUCUGACGCUCUCUCGCGUUUUUCUUCUCCUCCCCCGACUGCAAAUACGACUGCGGAUGGCGUCGCCAUUGCGGCAACGCCAAGAACAGGCACAAUAAUCCCGAAAGGCAUGAGAGAGGCGGGAAGUGUACCAAAGGUGACUACAGGCUACCAAUCGCAUCAUUUACUCUUUAAAACCAAAGCGAGAUCCGGUCGUUUUGCCUAUAUUGAGUGCUCUGCGGAAAACAAUCGCGUGAAGUUACGGACGACGGUGGGUGCGGAGGUAAGCACAACUGUCCGGUUCAUCAAUCGCGAACCCAAUCUUCUUCGCCUGCGGAUUCCUCCCUCCAAACAUGCAUGGAUUACAUACUCGAUGGUGAAAUCCUCCGUGGACCGACGGGUUUCUCCGGCAUCACGUUCAACUUUUUCUUCCGUUAAACCGCCGCCGCCGCCGUCGUCAUCGUCGUCCUCCUGCUUGGCCUCUGCUGCAAUGACUCGCAUAGCACUGAGCGAACCUCUUGGAUGUGGUGGCUUUGUUGACGUACGUAUCACAUUUAAGCCACAAAGCGCAACUGAGCCUUUAGUGAGGGAGGUGCUGCGGCUCGGGCACUGCCGGGAACUGAAUUCUCGCAGUGGUGAGGGGAAAAAAUGGCAUUUUUUUGAGGUUAAUGUGACUUGCGAAACGGUUUUGCCACAGUUCUCUCUUAUUCCCAUCAAUUACCAAGGGGAGACGGGGUCGGUGUAUUCUGCUGCAGUUCCUUCAACUGGGAAAAGGUCUCACUGCCCCAAAAUGUCUGAACAAGCUGUGACCACAGUUGAGUUUCCAUACACGUAUGUUAUGGACACGUGCUCAAGGCAAUUUUAUCUUGAAAACACCGGUUCGGUUGCCAUGGUCACGCUGAACAGCACCUCUCCAUGCUUCAAGAUUGACCCGUCGACUGAGAAAGCUAUACUUUUGUCUGGCGGGGACCGCGUUGAGAUCAAUGUCUGUUUUGUCCCCAUAAAAGAGAUGCGCUACGAUGCCGAAGAGCUGAUUGUAACUGUGCGAGAAUUAGAGGAAGGGCCCGUCAUUUCUGAGCAGCGUUUCAAGCUUUGCGGAGAGGGUGUCCUGCCUCGCGUUGAUCUUGUGCGUGUUGGGACUUUGGAGCUAAGUGCGCCAGAGCAGGAUGCUAGUGUGCCGCAGUACAUGGUUCCUGGCACAGCGCCUGGUGUUGAAACGAAAGUAUUGGUGGUAGUACACAACAGUGGUCCCAUCGGGGUGCCGUACUUUUGGAGGACGGACAGCAUUGGUGGUGGGAGUUCAUUGGGAGGAGUUCAGUUGAGUGUGACACCUGCCACCGGCGUAUUGCCUCCAGAGAAUGAAAGCGUUUUUCUCGUCUGCUUGAGGCCUGCUACGGCCCAGCCCUUGGCUGCUGUGCUGAAUCUUUUUUUAGAGGGUCUUCCCAUGCCGUCUGCUGCAGAAGAAGCGGCGGUGUCGGAUCUGUAUGUCCGUGGCAGGCCUAUUCCUGCCGUGCUUGCUGCCGAGGAGGUCCAAACGAUGUCAGAUCCCUACAGCGUGUUUCAGCGAUGGACGCGAGAGCAGCCAAAAGAUUGUUCUGGUGUUUUUGCCACGGGGUUUUACCUCUUUGCCGAUCCCGUCACGCCAUCCCUAGUGAUGAUCCCGGAUCACCUGGAGGAGGGAGUGGAGUGUCUUGUGAGCUGCAGGAAUUUACGGCGCAUUACCAUGAAGAACAACUCUCCGCGGCCGCUACAUUUCUGCCUGGACCCGAAUCCCGAUGAAUGUCCUCCCGAGGUAGUGCUCUCGAAACGCGACCGUGAAUUUGUGGACGUCGGAUUUGAACCUCGAAAAGGGUGCGUGCCGCCAUACGCCAGUGUCACGGUUUUGUUCCAGUUUACAUUGAGAGAAGUGGGCCAACAUAUGUUUGUUUUUGACUGCUACAUUCCAGAACUGAUGGAGCAGCUCACAACCACGUCGACUGCAAGUGUUACGGAGGGUACAACGGCACCGCCACCAACACAAACAGGAAUGAUAAAAACGCCACCGACGACGGAAUUUUACUGCACGCAUCAACUGUACCUUAGCGUGACUGGCGUUGGCCCCUCCGUAAGUGUGAGCACGGGUUGCUUGGACUUUGGCCUUAUUGAAUUAGGAGCUGAGGCUGAGGCAUCCUUUACGGUGUCGAAUGACAACCCGAUUGCUAUUGUGUUUGAGCUCCAGGAUCCAAUCAUGCAGGAGAAGGGCCGCUUUGUAUUUCUUCCCCCUUCUGCCCGUCUUGGUGCGGGGGAGUCGGUGGAGGUGACGGUUUACCGCCAGGCGGUGGAGUUGGACGACUCGCAGGCUUUUUUUGAAUUAAUGGUGCGAGGCGGCGAUACGCUGGCGAUUGAAACACAUGCAACCAUUCAGGUUCCUUCGC